AGGAACAGCAUAUGAUGCAUCACCUUUGAGUACAGAGAUGUGCUCUUGAUAACUCUGCCGGGCUUCUGGACUCCAUCGACUGGUGCCAUCAAACAUGCUCAUAAUGUCAUCAAUUUGUUUAAUUUUCAUUGGGUUGGUUUUGACCUCAGUUGCUGCAAUGAAAACAGCCCCGGGUAUCGACUUUUCAACUGUCAACGAUACUAUAACUGGUUACUCUGAUAUCACCACUGAAACACCCCUCCCUACUACCAACAGCAUUGGAAACAUCUCUGAAAUCCAAACUACCAGCGAAAGCAUGACUGAAUCUGCUAAGAACAGAAGUAACAUCCCAACCCAACCAGAAAACAGCAACGGGACUAACAAGAGCAAUUCUCAAAGUAUCAGCCCUACAACUACUGUAUUCAUAGCGCCUUCAACUACGCCUACUCCCUACGCAGAAAAAACAGAAACUUCUACAAAGACGAAUCCAUCCACUACCCCAAAGAGUAAAGGUUCCUCUGCAGGCAGUAAUGCAGGCAUCAUCCUUCUGGUCAUAAUCCUGAUUCUACUCCUGGGAGUUGCAUUUGCUUGUUUCGUGGCACGGAGAAGAGGAAGGGUCUACUCAAUGAAUGUUCCCCCCCAACCUGAUGAAAACAUCCCUCUCAGCACCGUAGAGCCUGAACUUAUUGUUGAGGCUGCGCCCCAAAACGGUCUCAAAACCUUUGAAAGCACAGAAACACAGGCUGCAAAGGAGCCACAAGAACCAGAAGUUGCAACUGAAACACAUGCAGAGAAGAAAGAAGAGGCUGCCCUAUCUGCUGCUGCACCCAGCUCUGAGCCUGCGGCUCCACCUGAAGCUCCAGCUGCAGCUGUUCCAGACAAUACUCCUGAAGCUCCGCCUCCGGACAGCUCAGAAGAAAAACCGAAGGUGGAUGAUGCAAAGCAAAGCCCCCCUGCUCCUGUGGACCCCUCUGCAGAUGAGAAAACUGAUGAUGAAGGUGUAGCCUCCAACAAGACUUCUGUGGAGUCACUGAAGGAGACGAACGAGAACAACAGCAACAGCCGCAACUUCAGCUUUAGUCAGAGAAGAGAUGGGCAGGGGAGCUGCAUACCGUGGGAGAACCAAGUCGACUGCCCUGUGUGAGAGACGGCGGCCGGCAUUUAGUCCUGCUGUCCCCUGGAGACAAGGACCCAGAGGAAGACCAGAGGUACUGCAGGAAAAUCUUCAACUCAUAUACUGUAGAAAGAUCCAAAUCAUCCAGGACUCCGAGUUUGAUUAAUAGUGUUUUUUUGUUUUAGUUAAAGUCAGCUUUUAUAAUUGUGUUUUGAAUCUAAAGUCCUGAUUCACCAAAAAUAAACUGCAGUCAGUUUUAGCUCCAGACAUUGCUCAUAAUUUGUUGCAGCUACCAGGGUUGCCUCAUUAAAAAAUGUCCCUCCCCAAAUGCAUAAAGAAUGCAUGGUCAUGAAAAUGAAUAUAAAUUAAAGAAAUAAAGAAUAAAGAAUAUGGUUUGGUUGGUCCUCCAUUUAACCAGCAACCUUUCCAUGAACUGAAUGUAGGUCUUCAACAAUUGGGUCCUUCAGGUUCUGCUUUGUCCCUGAAUCCAGGUGAUCUGUCACUAAGUAGACUCUGCAGAACCUCCCCAUGUCUUUGGAAAGUAAUUCAACCAUUUGUAGAAGCAGUGAUGUUGCAGGGGCACACCUAAAGCUUGCAGGACACUUUCUCUAGGUUUAUUCAUAAGACAAUCUGUACUGAGAAUCAGACUUAGUUCAUUGAUAUGACUUAUCGUUGCAUAUUAUCUCAUUAUCUACUUAGUUUUAUCUGUAGUGGUUAUGUUUGAUUUAGGUCUCGAACUGGUUCUUAGCCAUUAAGCCUUUUGUAUUUUUAGGAAUCCUGCAAAUGUUUAUUUACUCAUGUUCAUAAACUGCAUUCAUAGGUUUGAUUGUGUGCUGCUGUACAUGUGCCAAAGCCAUUUAGUUUCUUUCUAGAAAUUCUAAGAAAUAAGAUUUGGAGUUUAAAAAUACUGAUGUGUAAAAAGUGUUUUUUUCUUUUUGCUAUUGUUGGUGUCUGUUCAAAAUAAUAUACUGUAUUUUCAUUUAUUUUGAAUGUAAUUAAUAAAUAUCUGUUGUAAUUG
Molecule: messenger RNA, 2111 nt
Organism: Cyprinodon tularosa
Lineage: Eukaryota; Metazoa; Chordata; Actinopteri; Cyprinodontiformes; Cyprinodontidae
Product: cell wall adhesin EAP1-like
Exons: 10
Coding region: 95-1123 (342 amino acids)
Source: RefSeq, a predicted model, not a curated record